This is a messenger RNA of Archocentrus centrarchus (flier cichlid), 2589 nucleotides long. It is a transcript of the gene ace2, whose product is annotated as angiotensin I converting enzyme 2. Bases 14 to 2425 code for a protein of 803 amino acids. Gene Ontology annotation, biological process: proteolysis. Gene Ontology annotation, cellular component: plasma membrane. The transcript is spliced from 18 exons. NCBI's taxonomy places the organism in Eukaryota, Metazoa, Chordata, Actinopteri, Cichliformes, Cichlidae. Gene Ontology annotation, molecular function: metallopeptidase activity; peptidyl-dipeptidase activity. The record is from RefSeq and is a predicted model, not a curated record.
GAAAGCAGGCAAGAUGUCUCCUGGUAUUCUUGUAACACUGCUGGCUCUGUCCUGCGCUGUUUCUGCUCAGUCAGACGUGGAGACUCAGGCGAGGCAGUUCCUGGAGAAGUUUGACAAGGAGGCCAGUGAACUUAUGUACCAGAACUCGCUGGCAUCAUGGGCCUACAACACCAACAUCACACAGGAGAACUCAGACAAACUGGCGGAACAGGGAGAAAUCUGGGCCAAGUUUUACAACAGUAUGUCUGAAGAGUCCCAGAAAUACCCCAUCGACCAGAUCCAGGACCUGGAAAUCAAAUUACAGCUCAUUUCUCUACAAGACAAAGGCUCUGGUGCUUUGUCCGCGGAUAAAGCUGCACGUCUGAAUAAAGUCAUGAAUGAAAUGAGCACAAUCUACAGCACAGCCAAAGUGUGUAUGAUUGACGACCCGCUCAACUGCCAGACUUUGGAGCCAGGCCUGGACGACAUAAUGGCCAACAGUCGAGACUACUCUGAACGGCUCCAUGUGUGGGAGGGCUGGAGGAUAGAGACAGGAAAGAAGAUGAGACCUCUCUAUGAAGACUACGUUGAUCUGAAGAAUGAAGCUGCCAAACUCAAUGGUUUUGAAGACUACGGAGCUUACUGGAGAUAUAACUAUGAGACUCUUGAGGAAGAUGUUAUGUACCACUACACCCGAGAUCAGCUAAUGGAAGAUGUCCGUUUAAUAUACAAACAGAUCCUUCCUUUAUACAAGGAGCUGCAUGCCUAUGUGAGAGCCAAGCUUAUAGAGAACUAUCCAGGGCAUAUUGAUUCAGAUGGCUUCAUCCCGGCCCACCUGCUGGGUGACAUGUGGGGAAGAUUCUGGACCAACCUGUAUUCUCUAACAGUGCCCUACCCUGACAAGCCAGAUAUUGAUGUCAGCCAGGCUAUGGUGGAGAAGGGUUGGAAGGAGCUUCAGCUUUUCAAAGAAGCUGAGAAGUUCUUCAUGUCUGUGGGCCUGUACAAGAUGUUUGACAACUUCUGGGAAGACUCCAUGUUUGUAUAUCCUACUGAUGGACGCCAGGUGGUCUGUCACCCCACAGCCUGGGACAUGGGAAACGGAAAGGACUAUAGGAUCAAGAUGUGCACCCAGGUCAACAUGGACAACUUCCUCACAGCACACCACGAAAUGGGUCACAACCAGUACCAGAUGGCUUACCGCAAUCUCUCCUACCUUCUGAGGGAUGGAGCCAAUGAGGGUUUCCAUGAGGGUGUUGGAGAAAUCAUGUCCCUCUCCGCUGCAACACCCAAACACCUUCAAAGCCUGGAACUCCUGCCCGCUGACUUCAUUUAUGAUGAUGACACAGAGAUCAACUUUCUGCUGAAACAGGCGCUCACUAUUGUGGCCACACUGCCAUUCACCUACAUGCUGGAGGAAUGGAGGUGGCAAGUGUUUGCAGGGAACAUCACCAAGGAUGAAUGGAUGCAACGCUGGUGGGAGAUGAAGAGAGAACUGGUAGGGGUGAUGGAGCCAGUGCCAAGAGACGAGACUUACUGUGACCCACCUGCUCUCUUCCAUGUAUCUGGAGAUUAUUCUUUCAUCAGGUAUUUCACAAGAACCAUCUACCAGUUUCAGUUCCAAAAAGCGCUCUGCAAUGCAGCUGGUCAUACAGGUGAUCUGUCUACGUGUGACAUCACUAAUUCUACUGAAGCAGGAACCAAGCUAAGGAAUAUGUUAGAACUCGGAAGGUCCAAGUCUUGGACUAGGGCUUUGCAAGCAAUAUCCGGUGACACAAGGAUGGAUGCCCAACCUCUGCUGGACUAUUUCCAAAAGCUUUAUGAAUGGUUGCAGGCAGCUAACAAGAAGCACAACAGGAUGGUAGGCUGGAGUGAAGAUCCAUAUCCAGAAUAUUCCAUUAAAGUGAGAAUAAGUUUAAAGGCUGCCAUGGGCGAUAAUGCUUACCCUUGGAAUGCCAAUGAGCUGUACCUGUUCAGAGCCAACAUUGCAUUUGCGUUGAGGCAGUACUACAGCCAGAAGAACGAGACUCUUCUUUUUACAGCAAAUGAUGUCAUCACCUAUAAGGAGACUCCCAGAGUUUCCUUCUACAUUGUGGCCAAAAACCCAAUCACACCCACCGAAUUCAUCCCAAAGAGUGAUCUGAAGGCAGCCAUCAGGUUAUCUCGAGGCCGGAUCAAUGAAGCCUUCCAGUUAGAUGAUAUUACGCUGGAGUUCGCGGGUAUCCUGCCGACACUGGCCUCACCCACAGAGCAACCCGUGGUGGUGUGGCUGGUGGUAUUUGGUGUGGUUAUGGGCAUUGUGGUGCUAGCUGGCGUCUACCUUGUUGUCGCUGGUGUCAAAGAGCGCAGGAAGAAAAAGCCUGGUGUGGACAACCCCUAUGAUUCAUCCACUGAUGGACAAACUAACAAAGCCUACGAUGACAAUGACAGUGAACAAACUGGAUUCUGAGUCCACCCCCGUCACAGCAGAGCAGAGGGAAGAUCACUUAGUUUAGUUUGCAAAGGAGUUUGACCCUCACAGCUCAUGUAUAGAGCAUACUCCUGUUAAUAAACAGGAUCCUUAAUUACCAUUUAUGUAAUAUACUUUCAUGUCAAUGUUAUUAAAAUAUGCUA